AUGAAUGAGGUAUAUAUAUAGUGUAAACAUUAAAUAGAAUCUAAAUCUACAAAAACUGUUGAAUAACCAUCUUAACCCAACCAUUGACAACCUCUAGAUUAUUUAUUCCAAAUUACAGCAGUUAUAAUAUUUUAACUCCUUCAUUGAGAAGAAUCUUAAAGGAACAUAAAGGGAGAGUCUAUUAUAUGUACAUUAAAUCCCUAUAUUAGUUAUGCGGCAAAUUCAGAAUGGAACAUUUCAAAGGAGGAGAACAAAUAUUCAAAGAGGGAGACAAGUCAAACGACAAAUUAUACAUAAUAUUCAAUGGGAAAGUUGCAUUGAUGAAGUCAAGACCCUAGUAAAUGCAAUAAACGAUUGAAAAGACUCCUGAAAUUCAAAAAACACCUUCGAAUCCACAAAAUUAGUUAGCCAAACCUGCUCCAUUAAUACCUCAGUAUUCAUAUAAUUGUGAUUGAUAUAGGAAGACUAUAAAUGGUAAUGCUACUGGCACAAACUUUUUCAAAUAAUUGGCAUAUUCUAAGAGGUUUGCUGAUAAAAUGAAAGGUAAUAUAAUACAAGGUUAGACAAAUGAGAGAGUUUAAAUAAGUCAAUAAGAAAUUUAAGUUUUAAGUGAGAAAUAUGGGGAGACUAUCAGAAUAUUGAAGAGAGGUGAAGGGUUUGGUGAUAGAGCUUUAUUGGAGAAUGUUCCAAGGGCAUUAACAGCUUGUGCUUAUACUUAAGAUUUAUUUUUGUUGAUCUUGAAAAAAGACGAUUUCGAUUUAAUACGACAACAAUUCAUCUAGUAAAUGAAGGAAAAGAAAAGUCUAAUAUUCACUAAAUUCCCAGUCUAAGGAGAUUAUUCAUCAAAAUAAUUAGAACAUUUAGCAUACAGUUUUGAUGUUGAAUAAUUUUAAAAAAACUGUGUUUUAACAGUAGACGGACUUCCAAAAAAGUCCUUCUAUUUAAUUCAAUAUGGAGAUAUUCUAAUCGAAAAAAUGAUAAAUGAUUAAAUGACAAAGAUUUGUAUUCUAAGUAAUAGUCAUUCUUAUUAAAUUAGCUAAGGGGUAAUUACUUGGGGAAGAAAUAGUUAUGAAUGAAGAUGGUUGUUGUGAAUAUAACUCCAUUGUUCUAUCUAAUGAGGCUACUGUAAUGGUUAUCCACAAACAUGAAUUCUUAUAAAAGUUUCCUGAAGAAUGCAAAUUGUGGGUUAAAGAAGAAUACUAUAAAAAAAGUAAAUUUAGAAAAAUGUUUUAAUCCAAAAACAUGGAAAGUGUAACUGGAAUUGGAAAACCAAAAUUCACUACAGUAAAACAAUUCAUAGAUAUUAAAAAUAAUUCAAUCAAGAUUAAGAGUAAAGAGGUUUAAGAGAGAAUUGAUAUAGGAACUCUGAUUGAAGAAAAAAAUUCUAUCUACCUUUAGAAAUAUCAAAGCGAUCCAGAAAAGGAUGCAAUUGCAACAUUAUUCGGAUAAGAUUUAUAUUAAUCUCCAAAAUUGGGUUUCAUCCCAAGAUAUGAUAAAAUUAAUAACAUACCACUUAAAGCAUUUAAGGAAUAGUAUCUGAAAAAAUUAUGUUCCAAAAAAAGAAGGCUCUAAUUUCUAAAACCUCCUCCUUUAACAGCAAGAACCUUAUUAACAUUAUAAACCAAUCAAUCUUAGUACUUAACCAAAAUUCAGCAUACACAUACACAUACCCACACUUAAUCUACUGCUAUUAAUUCAUUCACUCCAUGUCUCUCUUAAUCACCUAAUUAUACUCAUAGUAAAGAAAUUAAUUGA
This is a messenger RNA of Paramecium octaurelia, 1755 nucleotides long. Lineage: Eukaryota; Ciliophora; Oligohymenophorea; Peniculida; Parameciidae. The record is from the annotation of a GenBank genome assembly.